AAAAUGGCAGCCUUCAUGUCGUAAGCUUUUCAUUUUCUUUUGUAAUGUGAUGAAAAGUUUUUACCAGCACUUUACGGAUAAUUUAUAAUGAUUUUGAAGCAAUACAGAUGGUUUACCUGUAUAAUCAAGUAAAUAGAUAACUUUCAGAUGUUGAUUAUGAAUUUUGUAUUUUGAGUGGGGUAGAUAGUCCUUGAGCGACCUGUGUAUGCAAAUGCAUAACGGAUUGAAAGAAAUCGAAACGACUAGUUCUGGUAAAACAUUGGAAAAUAAAGGUAAUAUGAGCGCUGGCAGCACAAGUGUGGAGCGUGAGUUGGCGAGCACGCGUCGGCUUCUCUGGGGCGAGCAUGUGAAAGAAGACGUGUUCCGGCGGUGGGCGCAAGGAUUCCAGUUCAGUCCGGACGAGCCCAGCGCCCUCAUACAACAGGAAGGCGGACCCUGCGCCGCGAUAGCGCCCGUCCAAGGAUUUUUGCUCAAAAUCCUAUUGUCAGAGACUCCAGGACACAGUUUUCAGGACUUGACUUCAGAGAAGUGCAACUCUCUUCUUGUUAGGGCAGUGUGUACAAUAUUAAGUCAGUGUCUAGCUCCUAAGUACAAUGUGGCUGUGCAUCGUAAGAAUGAGACAGAUGCCGAGAGCAGCAGUGGCCACAAUGUUAGUGUGGAGGAACAGUCGAGUGAUACUAUAGAACACUUCCACAGAAGGAUUGAAGUGCACUCUUUUCAAACAUUGUCUGAAGUGGAAGCGUUUUAUACAAGAAAUAUUAGAAUUUUGAAAGAUAAGUAUGGUGUACUACUACUUUUGUACAGUGUAAUUCUUAGCAAGGGUGUGAGCACAGUAGAAGCAGAACUUGCCGAGCUCUCAGAUCCUUUGAUCCACUCAACGUAUGGCUACGGUUCUCAGGGCCUCAUUAACUUGAUGUUGACUGGCAGAGCAGUAGCUCAUGUUUGGGACCAUGAUCAAGUUGUUGGAGGUCUAAGACUAAGAGGAAUAGAGAGACAAAAUGAUAUUGGUUUCCUUACAAUAAUGGAACACAUGCAGUAUUGUACUGUAGGCUCCUUCUAUAAAAACCCUAAGCAUCCAGUUUGGGUACUAGCCUCCGAAACACAUUUAACUGUUCUAUUUUCAUUGGAGAGGAGACUAGCUGCACCUGAAACUGCAGGUGAAUCAGCAGAACGCAUCUUCCGUUCUUUUGAUCCCGAGGGUAAUAAUUUUAUUCCCUCUGCUGCACUUCAAGAUGUUCUAUGUGCAGCAGAUCUUGUAAGUGAACCAGAGUAUGUGGAAUUGAUGAGAAGGAAACUGGACUCUGAAAAUUUGGGUAUAAUUUUACUAAGUGCUUUUAUGGAUGAAUUUUUCCCAGGGUGUGAAAGAGGUGCCCCAGACACAUUUACCUUGCACCACUACAAUGGAUUGUCUCGUAGUAAUCCAGGGGGACGGGUAAAUUAUCGCACAGGCCGUGCAGCUCUGCUCGAGUGCCCCAUGCGGGCUGCCAGCACUGAUCCUAUGCUCACAUGCCUGCAGACCAAAUGGCCCAGCAUUGAUGUUGUGUGGGAUGAUGGACACUCUCCCUCACUUAAUUAGCAUUGACAUUUCCCAUUGGAUGACCUAGACUUUAAACUUGAAUGUGACAUAGUGAAGAAGUAUUGCAGCAUACAUUGGAUAUGUCUAAAACAAGUCAUAAAAUUCCAUUACUUUAUUGUAUAAUAUAAAUUUGUAUUGGACGUUGAAGGUCCCUCACAGGAUCUCUAUGCACUGGUAUGAGCAGCUAUUUUGCAUACAAUUGGUGACCUUGUAAUAGUGACAUGCGUCAUUAA
Chilo suppressalis (striped riceborer) is the source of this 1809-nucleotide messenger RNA. NCBI's taxonomy places the organism in Eukaryota, Metazoa, Arthropoda, Insecta, Lepidoptera, Crambidae. The record is from the annotation of a GenBank genome assembly.